UUUGCAUCCCCUGCUAUAAGUAAACCAAUAACGCAAACACUUAUCUCCCAUUCAGCUCUUGGCUUUUGGCUUUUGCCAUUGCAAUUCUUACACUUGCGCAGGCAAAUAUGGCGAAGCGGCAAAAGCAUGAUGAGCUGCUUCUGCUACUAUUAUCACUCUCCUUGCUCUCCUUCUGCUUUCGUUCUUCGCUUUCGGAGAUCAUUUUCGAGGAGCGCUUCGACGACGACGGAUGGCGAAGCCGUUGGGUGAAAUCCGACUGGAAAAGCAGUGAAGGUAAAGCAGGUUCCUUUAAACACACAGCCGGAAGGUGGGCCGGUGACCACGAUGAUAAAGGAAUUCAGACAUCGAAUGAUGCCAAGCAUUUUGCCAUAUCUGCAAAGAUACCGGAGUUCAGCAAUCGGAACAGGACGUUGGUCCUCCAAUACUCGAUCAAGUUUGAGCAGGAAAUUGAAUGUGGCGGCGGUUACAUAAAGCUUAUGUCUGGAUUUGUUAAUCAGAAGAAAUUUGGCGGGGACACUCCGUACAGUUUAAUGUUUGGCCCCGAUAUAUGUGGCACAGACACAAAGAAGCUCCAUGUCAUACUCUCCUACCAAGGCCAGAAUUACCCCAUCAAGAAGGCCUUAGAGUGUGAAACUGACAAGUUGACUCAUUUCUACACGUUCAUUCUUCGACCAGAUGCAACUUAUAGUGUCCUAAUAGACAACCGAGAAAAGGAUUCUGGAAGCAUGUACACAGAUUGGGAUAUUCUUCCUCCAAGAAAGAUAAAAGAUGUUACUGCAAAGAAGCCAGCAGACUGGGAUCUUAGAGAAUACAUUGAUGAUCCUAAUCACAUCAAACCUGAGGGAUAUGAUUCAAUUCCGAGAGAAAUUCCAGAUCCAAAAGCAAAAGAGCCCGAAGACUGGGAUGAUGAAGAGAACGGUCUGUGGAAAGCUCCAAAGAUACCAAAUCCAGCUUACAAAGGACCAUGGAGACCCAAGAAAAUCAAGAACCCUAAUUACAAAGGGAAAUGGAAGAUUCCUUGGAUUGAUAAUCCAGAGUUUGAAGAUGAUCCUGAUCUCUACGUGCUUAAGCCAAUUAAGUAUGUUGGUAUCGAAGUUUGGCAGGUAAAGGCUGGUUCAGUUUUCGACAACGUUUUAAUUUGUGAUGAUCCCGAUUAUGCAAAACAAGUGGUCGAGGAAGUUUUCUCCAAUAGAGAGGUCGAAAAGGAUGCCCUUGAAGAAGCAGAAAAAAGGAGAAAAGCACAAGAGGAAGAGGAAGCUCAAAGAGCAAGAGAAGAGGGCGAAAGGAGGAGAAGAGAUAGGGAUCGAGGUCACCGGGAUAGACAUAGAGACAGAUACCGAAGGCACCGUCACUGGGAUGACUAUGAUCAUGACGAGCUAUGAUUGGAUUUCCUCCACCCACCGCCCAUCUUCCUCGCGGUUUCGUUUUGAAGAGAUUGAUAGUCACUUUUUUUCUGCCUUCGUUUCCGAGAAAUGCAGUCACUUUUCCUUCAUGUUUUAAAAUGUCCUUGGCCGUGUAACUUUAUUUCUGAAUGUAUUCUGUAUAAUGUAUUUAUCAUAAAGUUAGCUUCCGCAUGUAAUUGUUUAUAAUAAAAAACAAGUCCACAUGUUAUAAUUUGAGCAGGACGGACGGUAUUGUGACGUGCCUCUACUCUUUUGUUC
Molecule: messenger RNA, 1661 nt
Organism: Pyrus x bretschneideri (Chinese white pear)
Lineage: Eukaryota; Viridiplantae; Streptophyta; Magnoliopsida; Rosales; Rosaceae
Product: calreticulin-3-like
Exons: 14
Coding region: 108-1382 (424 amino acids)
Biological process (GO): protein folding
Cellular component (GO): endoplasmic reticulum membrane; endoplasmic reticulum
Molecular function (GO): calcium ion binding
Source: RefSeq, a predicted model, not a curated record